This is a messenger RNA of Aspergillus melleus, 2781 nucleotides long. RefSeq names its product VIT and vWA domain-containing protein. The transcript has a single exon. NCBI's taxonomy places the organism in Eukaryota, Fungi, Ascomycota, Eurotiomycetes, Eurotiales, Aspergillaceae. The record is from RefSeq and is a predicted model, not a curated record. Bases 1 to 2781 code for a protein of 926 amino acids.
AUGCCAACCUCACGCUUCGAAUCGGGCGUAUACUUCACUGCGCCCAAGGAUGACAACGAACAACGGACAGAGCUUUCUCGACCCUCUCAUUUCUCACUUCUCUCAGUCACUAUUAACGCCACCGUAGAGAGCAAUAUCUCUACGACGACCAUCACGCAAAAAUACACAAACCCAUCUUCCGCUGCAGUUGAGCACGCCAAAUACCUCUUUCCCAUCUACGACGGCUCCGCUGUCACGUCUUUCAAAUGUUGGAUCGGCAAAGACAAACUGCUCGAAGGAGCCGUGAAGCCAAAACAGCAGGCCCGCAAGGAGUUCGCAGAAGCCGUGUCGAAGCACAAGGCGGCGGUUCUCGUCGAAGAGCUGACCCCCGAAAUCUUCGAAACAAAUCUUGGCAGUAUCCCCAGCCAGACAGACGUGGCUGUGGAGAUCACCCUUGCUACGCAGCUGAGAGGGGAUCAAACGACCGGCGCUACCACUUUGACCAUCCCCACCAGCGUGGCCCCCAGAUAUGGAUUGCAGCCUAGGGGGUAUAAUCAACCCGAGACCGCGAGUACAACCGCAGUGGCAGGAGAAGAUACACUUCAUAUCAAUGUGCACGUUUCCAUGCCCGAGCAAAUUACGCAGAUCGAGUCUCAGACCCAUACGAUAUCAGUGAAGCUUGGUUCUGAAACCGGCAUCUUUGACCCCUGCAAAGCAAACACUUCUCUCACCGGACGGUCCGCAGUCUUGGAAAAAGAUUUUGUUCUUACAAUCAUGUCCAACUCGAAGGAAUGGAUGGUGUCUCGGGCUAUUGCUGUACCUCAGCCGGAUUCUAACAAAUCGACCAUUGCACUGACGUUGAGCCCUGGUGACUUGUUCCGAAAGAGAUUCAACCCUGACAACUACACCGGAGAAGUGAUCUUCGUGGCCGACCGCUCUUCGUCCAUGAAUGCAAAGAUUCCCGCCCUGCGAAACGCAAUGAACGUCUUUCUACGAAGCCUGCCGGAGCAAUGCUCGUUUAACAUUGUGUCGUUCGGAACCUCGUUUUCCUGGAUGUGGGAAAGCUCUCAGCCAUAUAGUCAAGAAAUUCUCGACGAGGCAACUAGCCACGUUGGUUCAUUUGAAGCCAACUUUGGCGGCACCAAGAUCUUGCAAGCAUUGGAAAGCAUCCCGGAACACUUCAACAAGCGCGCUGAUGUACCGACUAACGUGAUUGUACUAACGGAUGGAGAGACAUGGGACGUGGAGAAGGUGAUCGAGUUCGUCGCGAGAACGGCAUCGAACCCAGAGACGAACAUCCGGUUCUUUGCCCUCGGCAUUGGAAAAGAGGUCUCGCAUCGACUGGUCCAGGGCAUCGGCAUGCGCGGUGGUGGAUAUGCCGAGGUCAUCAGCGACACGAACUCGUCUUUGGCCUGGCAGGAGAAGAUGAUCCAGAUGUUGAAGAAUGCGUUGACACCAUCUCGCCUACGAUGUUCGAUUAGCUUUGACGGAUUGGUGCAGAAUGGAACUGGAUGCCUUCAGGCGCCUCAUUCUAUUCCACCUCUGAGCUCCUUUUCUCAUCAGUCGAUCUACUACAUGCUAGAUCGUGACGCCGAAAAGAUACCCGACACUGUAACUAUAACAGCAACGACAGAAGAUGGAACGAAUCUCACCACACAGUUGCUCAUUCACAGAAGCAACAUAUCAAGCAUUCACCACCUCGCCGCGAAGGCCUUCAUGAAUGACUACGAGACCGGUCAAAGCUGGCUUCAUGCGAAAUAUGCAUCCCUUCUAGUAAGCGAUCAGGGUGCAUUCAACCGUAUUCUCGAGCAUGAGGCCCAGAAAUUGGGCGUCAGAUGGUCGAUUCCCAGUAGAUGGACCAGCUACGUCGCCGUCGACCGCGCCUCUCAGAAAGACCAUGAAACAUCUGUCGAGCCAGCCGAGAGAGGCGAACCGCCUCAUGACUCGGAAAGCGAAUCCGAUGAAGACAUGGGAUUUGGCCUGUAUGACGGAGACGAAUCACCUCAUGAUUCGGAAAGUGAAUCUGAUGAAGACAUGGGGUUUCGCCUGUACGACGGAGGCUCAACUGGGGGUGCCUUGCGAUUCUGUCGCGCCGGCUCAUCUUCUUCUUCCGAUGAUGACACUGCAGCCCACGUCGCUCCCCAAUUGCCUGAUAUGUCACUUUACAAGACGCGUGAUAUUCAAGGUAACAUACAAGGAAGCGUUGAAGGCAGCACGAGAGGUGCUGGUCAAGACGUCCGAAUGGUGGCCACUUCAUUAGACCGUCCAUCUUCGCCUUCUUCCUCCGCUACCAGAAUAGUUAGGGGAGGCUCGAUGGGUUGCUUCGGAGGCGGUGGGAUUCCCACGGACGGGGUGAGCUUUAAAGCGAAGAAAUGCAAGCGUGCAUCAUCAUCUACAAGUGGCACCGCGGAGCCUAUCAAAGAGGCAGCUCAGCCUGAGCUCAAUCUGUCCAGGGUUCUCUAUCUCCAAGCGGCGAAUGGAGACAUGAGAGUUAAGGGUAGUGCCAUCGAAGCACAACUUCUGGCUGAGUUUCACCCGCAGGCUACGGAGGAUAUGAGCAAGUUGCUGGCCUCUUUGUCGGUGAAACUCGAUACCAUGGAGCGUGCAUUCUUGUUGAAUAUUUUGGCUGUCGUUUACGUGACCGUCAAAUGCGUGGAGUCUAAAGGGCUGUGGGAGAUGCAAAUUACGAAGGCACGAAAGUAUCUCAAAAAGCGACUGGAAGAGGCUGCUGUUGAUGUAGAGUUCGAGGCAGCCUUGGAGCAGUUGGAGAGCACGGCUCAACAAGGACUUUUGCACCAGUGA